UCUCUCUCGCAGUCUGCCGGCAACUCUUGCGUGGACGCCAUCGCGCACUCUGCACCCCGUAGGAACGCACCCGGUGCGCGAUUAGUACGACGUGUUAUCGCGCCUCGUUAACUCGCGGUCCGAGAUGUAACCCGUUAUCAAUUAAUACGUGACGCGUAACGAUCGUGAACACGCCAACUGCCAGACGAAUGCACCGCGGUAAUUACAUCGCGACUUUUUUUUUUCUAUUUUUUUUAAAUUUUUUAUUUCCUAUCGUCAUGAGCGGUCGGACGUUCGACGAGGGAUCGUCGUCCUGAAGCAAUUAGAAAUCUCGCUGCUUGUGGUGACGUAAAGUACGAGAAUCGUGGAUCGUUUAGUAGCUGUUACUCCGAUGCUCGAACGAAAGCUUUGAUGUAACCGGAAAUCGUGAGAGAAGUUAUUAUAAUACUAUAGAACGAGACGGUUUUGAUAUUAAUUCCAUUUUUGUGUUAGACUGCGGUUAUUGACUGGUACAUUGUCGGGUGAUGAAAAGUGGAAAAACCGUGGAGAAAAUUUGGAAAAGGAAGUUGGAAACUGUUUAAUCUACUUCACGCUCUGGCAUUUGGUGCUUCGGCUCGAGCUCGAUUGUGACCUUUUCAAUUGUUGGGGUAAAAAGAGCAACGGUUACUGGCACGAGAUACGAGAUCAUAUGUUAAAUGGGACCCGAUGAACCAGUUUCAUAGAACUUGGGUAUCCACGCGCACCAACACCAUCGAGAAAGUGGAAAACUGACAAUUACACGCGCACGUGGAGGAUAAUUGAGUUUGUUUUUAAUCAAUAGUGCUCGACUAUACACAACAAAUUGAUUGAAUUACGGUAAAUUGAGAGCGUUGAUCACUGUUAAGCUCUCUAGUCUGUCCGUCUCCUUGUAACUCCGGACGACAAAACGUGACACGGGAACGUUUAUACCCACAUGAAAACAGUGAUGGUUAAAACGUGAGCGCGAUACAUCCGUGUGCAGUGACGCCGUCCACCGGAAUAAAGUGAUCAGUUAGGAUUAAGGUCACGAACACCAGAAUGCUCGCCCUUUGUCGUCGACUUUAACCGCCGUAGGCUUGCUGUACCAUCACCUGGGCUAAAUGGCAGUGUGAAACAGCAUCGGCGAAGCUUCCCGCAUCCAACAUCAGAGAGAAUAUACCGAGAUCACCAUCAACUGACAUAUCGGUCCUCAUUGAGAACCAGAAGUGAUGUUACGAUGAUGCAAGGCUUUCAUCCGUGGAUGUGCAGUUGGUUGAACUCGGCUAGGCGUGGUCAUUGCUUGGCGCUGGUCGCCCUGGCAAUAGUCCUACAGGUUCAGGCUCAAGCCGUGGAAUGUCCGCCAACGGAAACGAUCCCCGGAUGCCCGUGCUACAAUUUCGAGGAUGGUUUGUUCCUAGAGUGCGCUGGCGCUACCGAAGAGAUGCUGAGUUCCACGCUACAAGGUGUUCUGAACGCUGGAGGAACGGAUACGCUGGUGCAGUCGCUGAGCGUCUAUGAGCUUGACAGGACGGUCGAGGAGCUGAAGGAAAUCGCGUUUCCGCCAGGUUCACAAAUCCGGUAUUUACAGAUAUCCCACUCAGCAAUACGGGAAGUGAGUGAAACAGCUUUCAAAAAUCUGAGACAGAGCCUGGAAUCUCUGGCUUUGGUGUCCGGACGACUGCCGCAAGUCCCCCAAAAAGCUUUGACUGAUCUCCAUAAGCUAGCGGCACUGGAUCUCGAGGCAAACCUGAUACACGACCUGCCCUCCUUUUGCUUCUACGGUCUAAAGUUGAUGAAGCUCAGCGUGAAGGGUAACCAAAUAUCAAAGAUAUCCGAGUACGCGUUUGCCGGUUUGGAGGAAAACCUGAGCAACCUUGACUUGGCGGAAAACAAACUUAAGAUUUUUCCCAUGGCACCACUAAGGAGACUUGAGAAUCUUGCCUCCCUCAGAUUGGCAUGGAACGAAAUAUCCGAGCUGCCUAACGAUGGGUAUUCGACCCUCAGUUCGCUGCUCAUGCUGGAUCUGAGCAGUAAUAAUUUUGAUAAGCUUUCCGAGGACUGCUUUCGGCCGUGCCCGAUACUCCACACGCUUUCCCUCUACUAUAAUUCCAUCGAGACGAUACACAAGGAUUCCUUUGUCUCCCUGAAGGACUUGGAGUCCAUCGACCUUAGCCACAACAAAAUCGUCUUCCUUGACGUAGCGACCUUCAAAGCAAACGACCGCCUCCGCACUAUAGAGCUGAGCCACAACCAUGUUCAUUACAUCGGUGGAGUAUUUGCCAACCUCCCAGAACUCCGGGAGUUGUAUCUGGCAGAAAAUAACAUUCUGGAUAUACCAGGCGAUGCAUUUGCAGGAAGUAUCAGUUUGGCUGUUGUUUACUUGCAGCAGAAUGCAAUUCGGAGGAUAGACCCUAGAGGGUUAGUGACUUUGAGCCAGCUGGCCCAACUACAUCUGAGUAAUAAUUACAUCGAGAAAGUUCCCAAAGAAUUUUUAGAACACUCGGAAAAUUUGUCCUCGUUGUCGUUGGACGGUAAUAAAAUCCGCGAGCUGGACGUUGGCACCUUUUCAAAGCUGCGACAACUGCGUGAACUCCGACUUCAGGAUAACCAAAUAAAGGAGGUUAAGAGGGGGGUAUUUUCACCACUUCCGGUCCUUCUCGAACUACACUUGCAAAGCAAUGCCAUAACGGAUAUAGAAACUGGUGCUCUUCGAACCUUGCACAGUCUUCAACACGUCAAUUUGCAAGGAAAUCUUCUUACCGUUCUGGGUGAUGUCUUCCAGCUUUCCUCCGGAGAUUCCACUACCAACGGAGCCGGCGGAAGUUCCUUGGUAUCUAUCCAGCUGGACAGUAAUGGUCUCGGUGUUUUGCAUAACGACUCACUGCGCGGACAAGCUUCGGUCCGCAUAAUGUGGCUUGGGCAUAAUAAAUUAACCCACCUUCAGGCACCUCUUUUUCGAGAUCUCCUCCUCGUCGAACGUCUGUACCUGACCAACAAUUCCAUAUCUCGUAUCGAAGACGCAGCCUUUCAGCCAAUGCAAGCUCUCAAAUUUCUAGAACUGAGCAUGAAUCGCCUAAGCCACGUGACAGCAAGAACGUUUUCGGAACUCCAUGAGCUCGAAGAGUUGUACCUACGAGACAACGGGCUCAGACGACUGGAUCCGUACGCGUUGACGGCUCUGAAGAAGCUUAGCAUUCUCGAUCUGUCCGACAACCACUUGUCGAUCCUUCACGACGCUAUUUUUCAGGAAGGGCUUCCAAUCAAGAUUCUGAAUCUGAAAAAUUGCUCGAUUAUUAACGUGGAACACGGCGCAUUUCGGGGCUUGGGCAACCUGACCGAUCUCAACAUGGAGAACAACGCCUUGACGGCAACUGCGCUUCGUCGACUCGAUAUUCCUGGCCUUCGCAUACUCGCCAUCUCUGGGAAUAAUUUCACCGAGCUCACUGAGCACAGUUUCAACGGCCUGCCCGCUCUUCAAAAUCUAUUUAUGGACGACGCGCAGCUGGUCCAAUUGCCGGAGAACAUUUUUGCAAUAAAUCGAAACCUGGCGAGGCUACACGCUUGCAAAAAUUUGCUGAGAUUACUACCGCCGGGAAUAUUCGACGGACUUUUGUCGCUCAGGGAGAUAAGGCUCGACGAUAAUCGAUUCCUUGAAAUCCCGUACUCCGCACUCUCCAGCGCUCUGAACCUCGAGAUACUUUCACUUUCGCAGAACCUCCUGGUGACUGUUGAUGUGGCAAGUUUCGCCGGGCUGAAAUAUCUGAGAGAGUUGGACCUGAGCAAAAAUCGUAUCGUAACGAUGUCCGGAUUCGCGACUGCAAAUCUAUCCCGACUUUUGUCGGUAGACCUGAGCCACAACCACCUGAAUGCUCUUCCGGCAAACUUUUUCGUUCACUCGUUGAUGCUGCGACGGGUCGAUCUUGCUGAGAACAAGUUCCGACAAAUUCCAGCGGUCGCGCUGUCUGGUCAGAAUCUGCCCAGUCUGGUUUGGCUAAAUCUGACCAGGAAUCCACUGAACAGAAUUCACGAUUUACCCUCGGAGGCGAUGUAUCCGCUUCUUCAAGAGAUCCACAUAUCUGGGACUAACUUAAGCAUUGUCACGUCCCAGGACUUUGAAGCCUUUCCCGCUCUACAGCACCUCUAUCUGAGUCAGAAUUGCAUAUCGAGAAUUUCGCCCGGAGCCUUUCGAAGCCUACCAAAUCUGCUCACACUGCACAUGGGAAUGAAUAGCAUGGAAAUCGUACCCCAAGAAAGACUGCAGGGUCUCGAGCAUCUCCGGAUACUCAAUCUAACGCACAACAGAUUAAAAGAACUAGAGGAAUUUCCAUCCGAUCUUAAGUCGCUCCAAGUGCUCGAUCUCUCUUACAAUCAGAUUGGAAACGUCGGAAAAGUGACAUUCAAGAAUUUAAUCAGCCUUGUAGAGUUACACUUGUACGGAAACUGGAUAAACGCAAUCGCCAGCGAGGCGUUCAGACCUUUGAAGAAGCUUCGGUUGCUGGACUUGAGUAGAAAUUACUUGGAAAAUUUGCCGUUGAACGCCUUCAGGCCCCUAGAGACGCAGAUACGAAGCCUAAGAGCCGAAGAAAACCCUCUUCACUGUGGCUGCGAGUCCCAGGAGUUGUGGGAGUGGUUGCGGGAUCAUCAGAAGCUGGUUGGUGGUGUGGGUCGAGGGAGAGGUCGAGGCAGGGGUGGAGUUGGAGUCGGUGACGUCGAAGGAGGAUUACUGCGAUGCGAGCAGCCCCCGGAGCUCCGUGGUUUGGUCUUCCUCGACCUUGACCCGCACGCUUUCUGCUCGGCGCCUUUGGUGCUCAAGCUGGCGAUCCAGGACAUCCAGCCUUUCUCGGUCCUCGUCUCCUGGCAGAGCCGCAACCACUCGGGUCUCUACGGAUACCAAGUGGCUUAUCACGCCCUGGACAACGUCGACGAGGUUCGAGGCAAACUACUCGAUCCAAAGGCGCGCUCGGUGAAACUAUCGAAACUCGCUUCGGACACCAGGUACCUCAUUUGCGUCCUUGGUCUUGGAAGCUGGGGGAACCCGAUACCGGAAGGAAUGUCAUCCUGGCAGUUGAACGCCUCUCAUGACGACGUCAUCGAGGGUUCUGCGCUUCCGGUUAUGGUCGACUCCCCUAUGAGUCGUUGCACCGAGGUACGGACCCUGGAUGCUCCGGACUCGAUCGUCGGAGAUGGGGCAGUCGGGGACCGUGGAGGACUUGCCAGUAUUCUGACCCGGAGACUGGGCCUGAUAGUCGGCAGCUGCAUGGGCUUCGUCGUAUUUGUCGUACUGGUAUCAGUGCUGGGUUACAUGAAAAUGAAAAAGCAAAGAGCCGCCAUAAAGCGAGAGCAGCCUCUCCCGACCAAUCCACCAGAGUAUAUGUCCUAUCGGCACUUCUCUCUCCAAGGUGCUGAUCGCAGUGAAAACUCCUGCCCAAGUUUCAUCAGCAACAUUGGUGCCACGCCCCUGAACUCGUAGCCAAAGGCCUCCAAGUCUCACCGAAGCCCAAGUGAGCACGAGAUAGAGAUGAGCAACAUCUCUAACUGCAGUCAGAUAUUCCGUUGACUGAUGUCUGGAAAGGAAUUAGUAGAUGAUCGUGCUCGCGUAGGUGAUAUAACCUUGGUAAUUGCUCUGUGAGAUUGGAGGCUCGUUUUCAAAAUACUUAUCGAUAAUCGUCAUACUGUAACGUGAACUGUGAUGAUAUUGCAAGAACGUUUCCAUGCUUUAAUUACCCCACCAUGGGUCACAAAGUCGUGACUCAGUUCGGUGAAAACCUAAAAGUUCUGAGACUGUUUAAAUAUACGUCGAUAUUACGACGCUCAUCACGUGAAGUGACAAUUGUGUGUUAAAUUGAGUAACAUUAAAAACAAUAAAUGUAAAGUAGGUUAAAUUACGUAUUUAACUACAUGAAUCGUCAGAUAUAAACAUGUUUUAAAAUAUAAGUGCAAAUUGUUUUCAAAAAAGCGUAAUCAUCGAGGACUUUAAAAAUCCAAAAUUGAUUUGCGAAAGUCAAAUUCAACGUAAAAAAAAGUGCAUCAAACUUUCAAUUUAAUAUAUUAUGAAUAGUAAUUAAUUGUGAGUAAAGAAGGAAACAAACUUAAAAUUACCAUCAAUUUGAACAAGUGUUACGAGUAUGCCAAAAAGGCAAAAAAUGAAUUUAGUAAAUUCCAUGUUCAUAUUAAUUCGGAGUGUAUUUAUGACGUUGAAAUUAUGCAUGUGUAAUGAUGAUACACUUUAAUUUUUGACUUUCAUACGAAGACUGAUUUUUCAAAUUUUUUUUGGACGUAGUCGAAUUUGACGUGUCGGUGUGUAAUAAGGAAUGUUUGUACAUAAAUUAUAGUAUAAAGACAAGCAACAAGUUGUCAGAUUUCACGAAGAAUACCUAGUUCAAACAUACCAAUCGCAUCUAAAGUGCUGUAGCCAGAGGAUGAAAAAAAAACCCAAUAAUCGUACAUACGUAUUAUGUUAUACACACACAUAGAAGAAAUAAAUAUAAAUAUAGGUAUAUGAAUAUGAAUAUAUGUAUAUUUAAAUAUAUAUGUAUUAUACAUACGUAACAUUUAGCAGUCCAGCAACAAAGUAUACCGACAUCUAGUUUUGUCCUCCGUUUGCGACGCUCAAGGUUCAACCGUUGAACUACAACUCAACCGAAACUCAAAAACGCGAAAGCCAUCUUGUCACCAAACUAACAUGGCCGCCAACGUCUCACCUGAAGUUUUAUUUUGGUCACAGAAUCGUUUCCAAUAUUCACUUGUUGUUUAUCUGUGCUUCAGGCGAUGUAAAAUUGUGGCAAGAAUACAGCUUGCUAGUGAUUUAAGGUUCUGCUGAUGCUUGAAAACUGAGAUCUCAGCCCGCGAAAUCUUCCCUUGAAACAUGCGUGGCUAACCCUUUAAACAAGACUAUCAGAUUACCCCGGAUUCUCAAGGCUUACAGAAAUAGGGAUUCGGGUAGUUGGGAGACUUGCUUACAUUUCCGACAUUCAGCUAGUUACGGUUAAUAGAGUCCAGCAAAGACGCUCGGCCAAGAAGGAGGUCGUGAUCGGCCAUCACCGGCUCCCUAGGCCGACUAAUUCCAUCCUGAACUUAUAACAGUUCCGGAACGAGACCAAUCCGAAGCGAUUCCUCCCCUCGGCGGUAAAUUACUGUAGGUACAACGACAAUGGUUUCGGUAAACGCACCCCUCAACGACCCCUAAUCCCAAGAUAAUUACCGGCAGCCCAGAAGCCUGGGGUGUCCUUGAUCUGAUGAGAGCUCACGGACGGAGGACAUGGCAAAACAAAUCGCUGAUUCGUGAUUUGUUAAAUUAAGGACUUACGAAUAAUAAAACAAUUAAAUUAAAAAAAACCACGUGUGAUUCCUGCCAAAAUUUAAAACUUCGAAUUGCCAAGCGUAAUAUUGUAACAGAUAUUAUCAAUAUUAUUUUAAAAAUAGAUUUGAAGCGAAGAAAGUUUGAACGAACGAAAAACAAGAAACAAAUUAUUAAUUAUGUAUAUAGAUAGGUGAUACUUAAUAGCGUUCUAUAUCACAGUAUAGGUUUUCGGAUAAUAAAAUCUAUGGUGAAAUGACAGUGCUUUUCUCAUUCGGUACCAUUUUCAUCCACUUUUUCCACCCCGUAAAAUUCCCCCUGAUCUGACGGUACAACAAUUGAUGAUAUAACGAUUUCAUUGCAUAAUUUAAGCCUUAUGCUGGAAAAGAGUUUACUUUGGAAUCAAGUAAAGCUGAUUCAGUCAACUUAGUGAUAGAUUUAUGGUGCAGGUCAAUUUGACAAAAGUCAAAUGACUCAUUGGAUAUUGGACCAUUUGCAUACGUUACAUUGUUCAGCAAAGAUAAGAUCUUAUCUAUGUAACAAUAAGUGGAGAUAAA
This is a messenger RNA of Neodiprion fabricii, 7830 nucleotides long. Its product is annotated as protein artichoke. Bases 1214 to 5446 code for a protein of 1410 amino acids. The record is from RefSeq and is a predicted model, not a curated record. Lineage: Eukaryota; Metazoa; Arthropoda; Insecta; Hymenoptera; Diprionidae. Gene Ontology annotation, molecular function: protein binding. The transcript has 6 exons.